ACUCACUUGUUCGACACCAACCCGCCAUGGAGCGACUGAAGCUGCUCGCAUUCAGCGGAGCUCUGCUGACCCAGGGUGCGGUGCAGGAGCCGGACGAGGGGUGGCCGCCGGAGGGCCACCACAUCGAGCUCUUCGAUGACCUGGGGGACCUCUCCUUCCCGAUCAACGCCACAGCGCCGGCGCAGAGGUACUUCGACCAGGGCUUCCGCCUCAUUGCCGCCUUCGACUUCCGCCGCGCCGUGCUGUCCUUCCGCGCGGCCCAGCGCGCGGACCCGAACUGCGCCAUGUGCGUCUGGGGCGAGGCCUUCGCCCUGGGCCCCAACCUGAACUCCUUCGACGAGCCCCGGCUCUUGGCCUCGCUGCCCUCGGCCUUCGCCGCGGCCGAGCGCGCCCGGCGCCGCCUCCCCGACGGCGCCGGGGUUGGGGGGCUGGAGGGACGCCUGGCGCGGGCGCUGCGGGCGCGGUACGCGGCCACGGCGGCGCAGCACGUGGCGGAGGAGGGGCGGCUGACGCAAAGCUUCGCGCGGGAGAUGGAGGAAGUGCUUAAAGAGGCGAGUGCCAUGCCGGAGCACUACGCCAACCUGGCGGCCCUCACGGCGGACGCCUGGAUGAACACGCAGCCCUGGGACUACUGGCGCUCCGGCCAGCUGCGGCCGGCGGCGCGGCGCGCGGAGCAGCUCCUGCGCGGGGCCUUGGCGAAAGCACCGCGCCACGCCUUCUGCGUGCACCUGCUGGUGCACGUCACUGAGGCCAGCGGAAAUUUGACGUUGCUGAAGGAGGUGAGGCCCUACGCAGAGCUCCUGCCGCGGCUUAUGCCGGGGGCACCCCACCUGCAGCACAUGAGCUUCCACACGCUGAUGCACACCGGGGGCUUCCACGUGGCGGACCUGGACAACGAGAUGGCCUCCUCCAUGCCCAGGCAGAUCUACCCCAUGCACAACCUGGACACGCUCUCCUGGGUCUGCCGCAUCCAGGGCCGAGCCGCCUGCGCGCUGGAGGCCGCCCAGUCCUUGGAGCACCUGGCGCUGCCCUUGGUGGGCACGGACACCUUCGAGACGGGCUUCCCGGCAGCGCGCUUCGCGGCGGUGCGGCCGCUGACGCUGCUGGCCUUUGGGAGGUGGAGGGAGCUGUAUGGGGAGGCAGCGAUGCCCAAGGAGUGCCAAGUAGAUCCCUUCCUGGCAGGGGUGUGGCACUUCGCCCUGGGCUCCGCGAACUUGGAGCUGCGGCAGCUGGAGCUGCUCAGGGAGAAGAGGGCGUUGGUGGCGAAGCGGGUGAAAGCGCCCACGGGCCUGGCCUGGAAGAACUUCAACGGCAGCAAGGACUGGGCCAUGCACCCGGCGCCACAGAUCCUGGAGCUCGCGGAGUGGGAGCUCAGCGCGCGCCUGGCGGAGGGGACCUCGAACCGGAGCCUCGAGGCUUGGCGCCAGGCGGCGCGCGUGGAGGCGGCGCUGCCCUACGAUGAGCCCCCGGCCUGGUACCUACCCGUGGCCAACCGUUUGGGUGCUGCUUUGCUGCACCACGGUCACAGCGCUGAGGCCGAGGAGGUGUACUCCACAAGCUUGAGCCAGCUGCCCCACAACGGCUGGGCGCUCUUCGGCCUUCUGCAGCUCUGCGAGCGCGGCGCGGGCGGCGGCGGCGGAAGCUGCGGGGUGCCGCGGCGCCGCUUCGAGGCGGCGUGGCGCCAUGCGGACGUGACCCUGGCGAGCUCGGCAGAGGUGCAGCCGACGCGAGUGGUGGGCUUUGGCUCCGUGGGCCGUUUCGCCUGGCUUUUGCCAGCGGCUUUGUGGGCGCCGCUGCUGGCGGCAACCUGCCGCCGCCCGGCGGCGGGCUGCUACCAGCGCCUGGAGGGGUGAUGCCUGGCGGACGAGGACGCGCGGAUGAGGACGCGCGCCUCGUCGACGCAGUUGCAGCGCAACUGCUAUGCAGCUGCGCUCUGGUAGGCGCUGUUGUUUAAAUGCAGUCGCUUAUCGCGGCGGUUUCGCCGCGGUGGUUAUCAGUUGCUUGACGUAACUGCCACAUCUUGUCUCAACUGAGCGCGCGGCUGUAGGGCCCUGAGCGCCUCGCGUGCAAGUGGCGCACAAGUCGCCUGUGAAUGCACAAAGUGUUUUAAGAUUCUCGCACAGGUGCAAUGGUAGUGGAGGGCAGCGCAGUUGUGACCAGAGGCAGCGCUGGUGGUUGGCCAGCC
This is a messenger RNA of Effrenium voratum, 2185 nucleotides long. The record is from the annotation of a GenBank genome assembly. Lineage: Eukaryota; Dinophyceae; Suessiales; Symbiodiniaceae.